Molecule: messenger RNA, 3996 nt
Organism: Aplosporella prunicola CBS 121167
Lineage: Eukaryota; Fungi; Ascomycota; Dothideomycetes; Botryosphaeriales; Aplosporellaceae
Exons: 18
Coding region: 366-3557 (1063 amino acids)
Biological process (GO): aggrephagy; mitophagy; endosome organization
Cellular component (GO): amphisome; aggresome
Molecular function (GO): protein kinase C binding; K63-linked polyubiquitin modification-dependent protein binding; calcium ion binding
Source: RefSeq, a predicted model, not a curated record
CUUCGAUUACAAGUCGCUUCUGCCUUUUUCGACGCUCUGCUCGCUUGGCGUAAGGGAGGGCGCUCAACGGUAGCUAUGCUCAUCAGCUAGCUACCUUUUGAUCGAGCGCGCAGCUCACACACUUUUUCUUCCUACGAUUUCAUCAUAACCUCCGGUUUGGCCGAAGCUCCGCAUGGCUUCAACCACGCCGACAGCAUCGUCACUGUCACGGUAUCGCCCGGUCGUCCUUACUGUCACUGGCGCGGCAAUAGCCUACGGCUUCUAUCUCCUCUACACCAACAGUCGAUCGGGACCUAGCACCUCUCUCCACCGAAGCAACGCGAUACACCGAAGAGAACGUCCGCGGCGGUUCGAACAAUUUCUUGAUGGCGACGAUCCACUCGACCAGCUCACUCCCGACCAAAAUCCACCUCCAUCCCAGUUUACCGAUGCGCGAUAUGGAAUGCCUUAUGGUUUACUCCAUCACGCUCUAUCCUUUACAGCUCCCCGACGCAGCCUAUCUCCAGAGCCUCUGCCACGUGAGCAGAGUAACUGCCGAAUUACUGGCGCAGCGAGCCCAGCGCAUAUUCACUCAGAAUUAUCUUGACCGCGAAGUCAAUCCUCAGGAUGGUCGUCAAGGCACGGACGCAGCUUUCUCUCAGCUCUCUGAAUGGGGUCUUCCUGCAAACCUCAUUCGGGAGGAAAUCGUCGGAUAUAACUCUAGGAACAACACGCGAUCGAAUGGGGCACCGCAAACAGAUGGCGCAAGUGCAGUGGAUAUCGUUGCUCUACCGACGGCCAUUGAUGACACUUUGACAGAUGCCUCGUGGGAUGACGCUGAAGAUCCAGGAGGUGGCGCUGGCGACGAUGCACAAAAUGGCGACGGACAUGCGCUUAGGCGGACACUGUAUUACAUUGCGGAAGACCAGGCUCGACAGAAGGGCAUCGUGCAUCGCGGCAUCACCUGCGACGGUUGCCGAACGACCCCGAUACGAGGCGUCCGUUAUCGCUGCACCAACUGCGUAGACUACGACUUGUGCUCUGACUGCGAGGCUACCAACAUCCAUCCGAAGACGCACAUGUUCCAAAAGGUCAAGAUCCCCGCCAGAUAUCUCGGUUACACGCGCAAACCAAUGCCUGUUUACUUCCCAGGAAAUCCGAACUUCAUGCCUAAUCUUGUGCCAAAUGCCGUGAAAAAGGCUAUGGAAGAUGAGACGGACUAUGAUCCGGAGGAAAUCGAAGGUCUUUGGGAACAAUUCACCUGCCUUGCGAACAUCCCCUGGGAUCACGACCCUCACAAGCUUGGUGCUGCCAUCGAUAGACGCGCGUUCGAUAAAGCUUUCGUCCCCCGGUACACGGCAAACAUUCCCGCCCCUAAUCUUGUCUAUGACCGUGUCUUCACUUUCUUUGACAGCAACGGUGAUGGUCUCAUUGGGUUUGAAGAAUUCGUCAAAGGGAUGAACUAUAUCCGCAUGUCUCCGCGCAUGAAGUCCAAGCUCAAGAAGAUCUUCGAGUGCUACGACGUGGAUGGAGAUGGGUUCGUCACGAGAAAAGACUUUCUGCGAAUCUUCCGAGCGUACUACAACAUUCUCCGCGAAAAGACGCGAGACAUGCUCAUGGUUGCAGAAGAGAGCCUAAGUGUAGCUGGGGCCAUGGACACAGUCGAGUCUAGCCAGCCGUUGAGCUCUGCCUUCAUUAGUGCAGCAAACUUUCCGACUCGCAGGAAUGGAGUCACUCCCCGCAAGACCUUUGACCGCUUUGGCGAUCCUCAGCAAGAUCAAGAAGUUGUUCGGGAAAGCGGCAACGAUGCUGGAGAUCGCUCGGAGUUCAUUGCCGAUGCUGGUGAAAUUCAAAGCCAAAGAACAUCAUCUUUUCUUCCACAGCCUUCGUCCCCUGAACUAGCCAGGCGCGAUGCUGUUGCAGAUCGCUGGAGGAGACGCGAGUUCUACAUAGACGAAGAAGAAGGUCUUACAGCUCCGGAUAAUAUGGGAGAGGAUGAUCGGUUCGAUGAAUCCACGGCCCACGACACUGCGGGACCUUCUGGGCAGACCAAUGGCACCAACGGAGUAUACCACCGUCCGUCCAUGUCACGCUCAUCGUCGCGAGUUCGUUUCGCCGAUGAUCUUGAAUCUGACGCACGCUCCGAAGCUUCUACGUCUUCCCGGCCCAUCGGCGAGCGCUGGGGUGGUUACGAGAUCCCAGAAGCGGAAGAGGACCUCGGCAAAGACAUAUUGUACCAGAUGCUCGACCCUCUCUUCAGGCGCAAGGAAGAUCUUGCUUUGGAACGUGAGCACUGGCGUGCCGAGAUUGAGCGGUUUGCCCGCGAAAUCAAGCAAAAGACCGACGCAGACUUUUUCAAUGACCCUCUGCUUAGGUCGCCUGAGGCAGAAGCUCUCUUGGACGUUUCCCUCCAUUGGCAUGAAGAGUUGAACAACUUUGAUAUUAAGAAGGCAGAGAAGCACGCUGCUGUCAAUGCCGCGCGGCAGCUCGCGAAGCCCGAGGGACCGAAGACUGAAGCUUCAUCUGCAGCUGAUCACUUGAUGGAGAUGCAACUGGAUGAACUGCUCGAAAGAGCGGGGUAUGCUGCUGAGCAGGACGACAACGAAGGCCCAGACGAUACUGUUCGAGCUGUGGUUGACACCAUUGAGCAUCUAGGCGAAGAUGGGCAGUCUACUGAAAUUCGCCCCGAAGUUGCGAUCAUUAUCGAACCCAACAGGAACCUGCGCGAGCCCACAUCUGAACAUGCUCCCGACGCAGUGCCGGUCACCACGCAGUCCACGACGUCGCAACUACCACCCAACUUUGACCAGACGCUGCCACAAUUCCGGCCCAACACAAUCGCAGGUCAAGAUUUCAACGAGCUUGCUGGCAAUGCCGCAAGCAGCCUGCCCAGAAAUACUACCGCACCGCCCGAGGUGCCUACGGCUCCGGAGAUCCCGCUUCCCGUACCACCAGCCGAACAUCGCGAUCUUACAUUGCCCCAAUUCCGGCCUAACAGCGAUGCGGCGCAUCCAUCUCGGACCUCAUCGCGCAACCCACCGCCUCCUACUGCCGAAGAUUUGAACCUAGAGAGAAACGCCAUUUCCGUACUCACAUCUUUGAACUCUGAUUCCAUGACUCUGGACCCUAGUCUUUUCACUUCAGCCGCCUCGUCCGAAGACGAGUCAUCGUCGUCUCACGAGCGCGACAAUAAUGAUGAUGACGACGAAGAUGGUGAUGAGAACGACUCGGAUGCUUCCGACUCCGACUCGGACGCCGACGGCGCCUUCGACCCCGACCAUCCCAAUAACCUCCUCGGGCCCAUCCCGCUCGAACGCCACCGUGACGCCAUCCAAACGUCGAACCUGGCGGCGCAGCAGCCCAACCCCCACCUGGCCGAGGCGCACGCGCGGCGCGCGACGCACCGGGCCAGCCCGCCCAGCGAGCCGCGUUUGGCGAGGCUAGCGGUGCUGCAGGGAAUGGAGAAUGGGUUUGCAGCUAGUGGUGGUGGCGGUGGUGUUAAAGGGGAAGGGGCUCGCAGCGAGUUUGAGGAGGCAAUGUCGGGACGGGCAGGGUCGACGCUGCUGGGGAGUUUGUAGAGUGGUGGUGUUGGUGUUGGUGUUGGUGCUGGGAGUGGGGCACUUGGAUGGAUAGGAUAGGAUAGGAGGGCGAAAAAGGGUGGUGGUGUUAGAUAGGGUGGAGAGGAGUGGAUAUGUAGCAGCGUAAAUAGCGCGCAGACAAGGCAAUGAAAUGAUACCCUCACAGGCGCGGCUUCCCAUUGGGCGGGUGGUGGGGGGAGGAAAGGACAGAUGGCCGGAGCGUCGUCAGAAAUGGAAGGGGGCGAUUGGCGAGAUGGGGAAGGGGAAGGUGCAGACGACAGCAGUAGGAGUUUGGGAGGGAAGUAGCCACCGGUCAGAGAGCUGGGCUGUAACUUCCUCCCUCCCUAGUAGCGACGAUGAAACGGCGCACUUGUGAUUGAUGAGCGUUGGAGUUUGUUUUGCUUUUUACCUCAGAAGAGCGGCGGGCGGCAUGAACAGG